AUGUCCGCCCAUAACAAGCAAAUGGAUAAAUCCAGCGCUAGCAGACUGAAUUUUUUAAAAAAUUUAUCAGUGGAUAUCUCAAGCGGGCAGCUCGCAACAAGCGAUGAUGGGGACCAAUACGACGACAUCGAGGAGUUCAAAGCAAUUGGAAGGGGAAAAAUCAGACGGCUGCUGAAAACACCGUCGGAGUUCGACAAGGCGUGGAAUGGUCUACGCCUCACAAAUCCGUAUCCGUAUGAUAUGGAGCAAAUAUACCACAGCUCGAAAGCCCACGUCGUGCUUCGUCUUCAACCAAGACGUCUUCACAAAUGCACGACAGGCUUCAUUGCUCAAAAAUUUGAAGAAGAAAUGGACAAAAAAGUCCAAACACUAAGAAGAAUGAUUAGUGUUCUACAAGUGGCCGAAAAAGAGCCUGAAAAUUUGCUUACGGAUAUUAUUCCGCUUCAACAAGUGGCAGUCAAGGCUCUGAAAGCUAUGAGGUCCAUAUAUGAUCUCAUUAAUGAUAUUAAAGAGAUCGCAGCCCAAAUAAAGUGUUUGGGAACGGAUGCUCCAAUCCCAGAAAACGCUCUCCUAAUCACAGCCAUCGUAAAAUUUGGACCACUUCCUCAAUGGGACAUUGGCGGUAUAUGGAUUUCGGACGAGGAGCGAACUUUUAUCAUUAUGGAGCUUCUUCAAACACUCAUUCGUCGGGAAGCCUUAUCGCACAACUAG
Caenorhabditis bovis is the source of this 711-nucleotide messenger RNA. NCBI's taxonomy places the organism in Eukaryota, Metazoa, Nematoda, Chromadorea, Rhabditida, Rhabditidae. The record is from the annotation of a GenBank genome assembly.